AUGUCGUUAAAUGUCAGCAUUAACACGACGAGAAUUUCGUAUUAUCAGUAUACAACAUCAUUCGACGCUAAUCGAAUUAAAUUUGGCGUCUUUCUCGCACUCCAACUUAUUUCUGUUCCUUGUUUUCUUUGGAUAUUUUACCAAUUUCUUCGACAACGUCAACUUCGUCAACUUCAUCAUCAUGUCAUUCUUCUUCUGCUUCUUGUUUCAUUUUUAUUCGUUAUUAUCGUAUUACCUUUAACCGAAUCGUACUUGUAUCUCUCACACAUAUAUCCUGAAGUACAGCAAUUUUGUUCAUUUUGGAAUUGGCUGCAUUAUUCUUUGAACAUUGUCAAUUGUUUCUUAAUGGCAUUUGCAAGUAUUGAACGGAAUUGGCUCGUCUUCCAUCCAUGGCUAGUACGAAGUCAACGAGGAAAGUUUUUCUUUCAUUAUUGUCCACUUGUAUUCUGCAUACUCUAUCCAAGUGUAUUCUACGCUGCGGCUAUUUUCAUUCAUAAAUGCACGUUUUAUUACGAUUAUACACAAUUACUAUGUAAAUGGCCUUGCUACUUCUAUAACCUGAAAUGGUCAAGCGUUGAUUUAUUUUUCAAUAAUUACGUGCCAUUAAUUAUAAUUCCUUUGUUUUGUGCUGUACUUUAUAUUCGAGUAUAUGUUCAGAAGCGUAAAAUGAAACAACAAGCGUUCAAAUGGGUACGCGACAAAAAGAUGAUUAUACAACUAUGGGCUAUUUCAAGUUUAUAUUUAUGUAUGUGGUUACCAACACAAUUAUCGGGAUUAAUAAAUGUCUAUUGGGAUCAAUACUUUUUAUUGCAAGCGCAAAUUGAUUACAUAUAUUUAUUUCCAUAUUUCAUUCAUUUGAUUUAUCCAUUUAUAAUCUUGAUGACAUAUCACAAAGAAAUGUUUACGUGCAAGAGAGUUGCACAUCGAGGAACUUUUGAGCAAAAACAGUAA
Molecule: messenger RNA, 951 nt
Organism: Adineta ricciae
Lineage: Eukaryota; Metazoa; Rotifera; Eurotatoria; Adinetida; Adinetidae
Source: the annotation of a GenBank genome assembly